AUCAAUAUAGUUUAUAAAGUGUAGAUAAUCAAUGAGAGGUUUAUAUAUUUUUAUUCAGACGUUAAAACGAAAACGGUGCAGUAGAGUUAGAAGAGACAGGGCAGCAAUGAAUGCUUGAUGGAAAAGAAAACAUGAAGGUUUGAGAAUGAGUUUACUUCCAUUUGUCGUACUUAGCGGUUUCUCCAAGUGAAGUAACAAUGGGGUGUAUAUCAUCUAGAACAUCUAAAGUUAUAGUACCACGAUCAAAGACACCACUGCCACGUACACCAACACCACCACCACGAUCACCAACACCACCGCCACGAUCACCAACACCACCGCCACGGUCACCGACACCACCGCCACCCACACCACCACCAAGAGAAUCUACGGCUGAUUUCGCAUCGGAUUGUAUUGAUAUAAAGAUAGACAAUGCAAAUGACGAGAAAGAAAUAGUUGCCACGGAAGAUGGCUACCAUGACCCAGUACCAGGGGAUCAGGUGGAUGGAAGUGUAAAACAAAAGCAUAAUUGGUUUGAGGAUGACGAUUUCAAUAAUGCAAGCGACGAUGCAGAUUUGUUUCAAACAGAAAUAACUGUCGACGAUGAAAAUAUUAAUUUGGACACUAUGUCUGACACAACCAGCUUCAUUUCAAACCCAACCAGGAGUGCAAAACCAAAACUUGCAUUUGAUGACGUUGAUAAACAUGCAAAACAAGCAAGUUCGACGCUUCUUCAUUCUUUCGAUAAUCUCCUUCAAUAUCUGAAGAAUCCAUUUGAUGGUGACGGGAAUAGAAAGAUAAAAAUUGCUAGAGCUAUAGUUGUAUGGAUGAGCAGUCAGCAAGAUGUGAGUGCGGACUAUGGCGUAGCAACAACUGACACACCACGUGGUCUUAUUCAAUACCUAAAGGAACACAGGAUGACGUAUACAACAUGUUAUGCCAUACUUUGUAGGAAGGCUGGCUUGCAAUGUGCAGUCAUCAAAGGAUAUGUCAAGGCGGCCGGUUAUGAACCAGGAAAUACAAUUGUACCAGAAGCAUCAUGGACUGCGGUACAUGUUGAAUGUGGCUGGCAGCUUGUCCAUCCUUUUUGGAUUUGUCGCGCAUUAUACGGGCAUAAUCUUGGCGGUUGGGUCAAAGUUGAAGAGGAUGGCAAAAGUAUAAUUCAACGGGAGAGGGUAUCUGAAGGAGUAGUGAGGAAUACUUUUCAAGAAAGGUACUUUAUGCCCGAUCCGGAGGAAUUUAUUUACGAAUGCGCUGCAAAAGAUUUACAGUGGCAGCUUGCAAGCAAUGUGAUUUCUAAAACACGUUUCAUAGAAAUGCCAUAUCUUCUUCCUCCUUUCUUUGGAAUCGGGUUUGAACUUAUAAAUGAUAGCAAGACUGAGUCAAAAUGCGUUCUUGAAUGUAAGGAUGGAUUUUGUAACAUAAAACUGAAAAGGAAACCAGCGAAUGCUCAUAUGAUUAUGCUGAGCUACGAGCUGUUUUUGAAAGACCAAGAUAACGGUUCUGAAAAUGGAUGCCAAAAGGAAAGCAACAUGGCUCGUAUGGUUUUUAAUUCUAGAGCAAAAGAAAUAUUUGAUUUUGAAAUAAGGUUUCCGACCCCAGGCACAUAUAAGAUUGUUAUAUACGGAGGUCCUUAUAAAUGCCCCCGUCUCCGCUUGUGUGAGUUUAAAAUCAUUUGCCACAAGGGUUUGGAGGCAAACCGCGCACUGUUACCAUUAGAAUGUAGCAAGAUCGGUUGGGGCCCUGGUCCUGUAUCCGUCGAAGCAGGCCUGAUUACGCCUACAAGAAUCAGCGGACUAAUCCCAGUCAGUAAAUCAGAAAAGAAAACUACAAUAAAGUUUCACCUUCAAGAUUUGAAGAAGAUGUUCACUGCCUCUAUCCAUGGAGAGGUUGGAGGUCAAAGCAAAACAUUUGAUGUACUCGUGGAAAUAAAGUCGAAAGAAUUUCAUCAGCUGCAGGUAGCCGCUUCUAUACCAACAGAGGGAGAGUUUGGAUUGUCUAUUCAUCUAAAAGAACAACCGGAAAGAAGUGUUUGCAACUAUUUAUUGUCAACUUUCGUGUCAAAGGGAAUGAAGGCAAAUGAACGAAAUGCAAAAAAGAAAUUAGAAGAGCGCAUAACUGAAAAUGUUGAUCCACAACAAUGGAAGGCGAAGAUAAGUAAUGCUGAACAUGCCAUAGAAAGGUGCCUCAAAGAGAAGAUACCUGCCAACGAUGAAGACAUUGUUGCAGCAAAAACAGUUCUAGACUUUUUGAGAUGCAAAGACAAACUCCGAGAUUGUAAAUUGCGGAGUAACUUAGGUGUUACGAGAAAAACUCUAGAGCUUGUCAGUCAUUAUAGUUAUAAAAACUCACUUACCAAAGAAAUAGAAGAAAUAAAACAGUUAGAACUGAGGCUGACUGCCUGGAGAAGUUUUACACGACUUAUUCCGACCUUAAAAGAAUCGUACAAAGAAGUGAUUGACCAACAUGAUCCAGCUGAAGAAGUAGUAGAUGUGUUUCGAUCUUUGCUUUUGUUGUUGGGAUAUUCCGGCGCUACAGAAUGGGAAUGGUCAAUUGUACAGGGACGCCUGAAAAGACUUACAGAGAAAAGCUCUGCACUGGGUGAAAUGAAAACGGCGGAAAGUGAAAAGUUGAACAAUCGAACAAAAUCAAGAGUCAUGUCGGAUCUUCAAAGAUAUACGGAAAACCAAAUAAGAUCUGUCAAUGGUGUGGCCCAUAGUGUUUAUGUAUGGAUGAUGAAUAUCCUAAACAGUCGAGACACGAUGUAGGUUGACCAUGGAAUAUAUAUCAUAAUAUAAAAUCUUCAAUUUUGAGAAUCUGCUUUCUUACUCGUAUAUUCAACAAAAUCUAUUAUUUUAGUCUAGUAUUAUACCUGAAUUUAAGAUAACAGAGCAUAUACAUUAUUCAAAUAUAUCAUUACUAUGAAUUACUUUGUAUAUAUACAUUUCAUACAGUCAGUUGUAUAAAUAUGUUUAAGCAUAUAAUGUGGCUUAUAAAGCUAAAAGCUUAGAUUCAUUUUUAGUUUUGUAACAAAAUCCCUGAAUAUACCUACCUCUGUGGAAUUUACGUUACUAAGUUUCUUUUUUUUUUUAAUUUAUUCAAUCUACAACCCCGUCAGGGACAAGCCGUUGUUUCCGUGAACAAGAAACUUUACACUUAUUGCUUAGUGCUGGUUGGGUACAGGAACAGAUUCGAGUGUUUCAAUAUGCUUAUAGCUUUCAACACAAUCGAAUUAAAAUAAAUUAGUAUAAACUAAA
This is a messenger RNA of Ruditapes philippinarum (Manila clam), 3236 nucleotides long. RefSeq lists its product as uncharacterized. The transcript is spliced from 9 exons. The coding region runs from base 198 to 2747 and encodes 849 amino acids. NCBI's taxonomy places the organism in Eukaryota, Metazoa, Mollusca, Bivalvia, Venerida, Veneridae. The record is from RefSeq and is a predicted model, not a curated record.